AUGCGUCUGCAAUUGAUCUGUACGCUGUUCAUGGGAACAGUGAUUGCCGUGCCCUAUGGUGGCCAGGAAUACCGAAAGGGUGCACAGCGGCCCACCACUUUGACCAUGUCCGGAUCUACACCAAUAAAAGGCGCGACUACAACUGCCCGUACACCUCCAUAUCCCUCAUUAGAUGCCCAGAAGAGAAUGCUGCCGUAUGAAUAUGAGCUCCUUUCAACUAUUUUGAGUAUAUAA
Penicillium samsonianum is the source of this 234-nucleotide messenger RNA. RefSeq lists its product as uncharacterized. Lineage: Eukaryota; Fungi; Ascomycota; Eurotiomycetes; Eurotiales; Aspergillaceae. The coding region runs from base 1 to 234 and encodes 77 amino acids. The record is from RefSeq and is a predicted model, not a curated record. The transcript is spliced from 3 exons.